GCUUUGCUCAUCUGACCUAAUUUCUUGCCGUGAAACACCCAGCCUUAGUCUUAGACCAAACUGGAAAUGCUACAGCAAUAAACAGGCAGUUCAGAAUGAAGAACCCACUUGCUGGCUGCAUGCAUGAUCAGGCAUACCAAGAGCUGAAAGGGUAUUCUAAAAAUGGAGAUAAUUACUGCAAACAACUCUUAUCUAUCCUUCAACAGAGAACUAGUUUGGAGAUUACAUACGGUAAAGGACUGGAGAAAUUGGCAAACAAGCUUGCCAAAAUGCUGACCAAAAUAAAAGUGAACUAUAUUCAUAGAACUUCGCUUUGUGUUUCGGAGGAGCUGAAAUCUGCAUCAGAUUUACACAGAAAGCUUGGCAAAGCCAUUCAGACAGAAGCGAUAAACCCAAUGAAUCGUAUCCUGCAGGACCAUGAGAAGAAGAAAAAAAUAGUAGAUAAUACAGUUGAGAAGACAGCUGAAGCAGUUAUCAACAACUGGCGCCAACAGUUAAAGACCAAGAAGAAAUUAAAAGAGCUAACCAAGGACCAUGAAGCACUUUUCCGUGAUACAGAAAGCUCCCACCCAUUGGCGUCCCCAAAGGCCAAAAAAAAGUUGCUCAGAAACCUAGAAAAAUCUGCUAUCAAACUGGCAAAGGAAGAUGAAGACUAUUACAAGAAGAACUUAACUGCCUGUGAAACACGUGUGAAAUGGGAGCAGACAUUAGAAAAUGGGCACCAGAGCGUUCUUGACCUUGAAAAAGAUAAACUCCUGCUUCUCUGCAAUACAUUACAUCGUUACAGCCAGCUUCUUUCUCAUUUUGGACAGAGCCUCAUUGCUUGCCAUGCAAAGGUUCACAGUGCUGUCACUGAGGCGGAACUUGACAAGGAUGUGCAGGUGUUAGUGAAUGAAAUGUCACUAACCGAUGCAGAGACCAAGCUUGAACUCUUGUUAACAGACUACUAUGAAGAAGAUAUGAUGAGCCUAAUUGAAAAAGAGAGGAGACAAACUGCCAUCAAAGCUAAAAUAACACGGGUACAGGCAGAUUUGGAAAAGGUCCUACAGGACAAAACAGGCUUGGAACGGAUGCUUCAGGCUUACAAAGAAACCCCUCAGUUUUCGGAUGCAAAAAAUAUAAAUGAUACCAUUGCACAACUUAAUGAGGCAACUCUGAAAGCUGCCCUUCUACAAGCAAAUCAUUUCAAAUUGGGGAGCGCACUAGCUGAAAUUGAAAAGAAGCCUAAACCAUCUGAUGUCUGGAAUGACUGCAUUUCAAAAUGGAAAGAAAAGGACUGUCUACAUAGUUCUGUGACAAUCACUUGCCCGGUUACAAUGAGAAGCAUUAAACAGAGCUUGAAAAUGAGGACCACCAGUGAAUCUGGGAUUAGGUCAAGCUGCCCGCCAGAAACAGGGACCAGUGCGAAUUCCACCACCUCCUUGCAACCGGAGAAUUCAGAAAACGGAACUUGUCGAGCUUUGUAUGACUACCACACAGAAAGAGAAGAUGAGCUUCGCUUAAGUAAAGGUGACGUAAUUGUGAUUCAUCGCAAAGACGAGAGUGGCUGGUGGUACGGUUCUAGAAAGGGGGAAAAAGGCAAUUUUCCUGCUACAUAUGUGGAAGAAGUGACUCUCUUGACUGACAGGAGUGACGAAGAACUGUCGCUUUAAAACAAAAGGAAAAAUAAUCACCCCAAU
This is a messenger RNA of Protobothrops mucrosquamatus (brown spotted pit viper), 1679 nucleotides long. It is a transcript of the gene NOSTRIN, whose product is annotated as nitric oxide synthase trafficking. Gene Ontology annotation, cellular component: plasma membrane; cytoplasm. The transcript has 16 exons. Gene Ontology annotation, molecular function: protein binding. Bases 96 to 1652 code for a protein of 518 amino acids. Lineage: Eukaryota; Metazoa; Chordata; Lepidosauria; Squamata; Viperidae. Gene Ontology annotation, biological process: signal transduction. The record is from RefSeq and is a predicted model, not a curated record.